Williopsis jadinii is the source of this 2786-nucleotide messenger RNA. Its product is annotated as S9 family peptidase. Bases 106 to 2742 code for a protein of 878 amino acids. Gene Ontology annotation, biological process: proteolysis. The record is from RefSeq and is a predicted model, not a curated record. Gene Ontology annotation, molecular function: serine-type peptidase activity; dipeptidyl-peptidase activity. NCBI's taxonomy places the organism in Eukaryota, Fungi, Ascomycota, Saccharomycetes, Phaffomycetales, Wickerhamomycetaceae. The transcript has a single exon.
GUAAACUUGAGAGCAUUGGAAACACUUAAACCCUGCACAGAGUCCUCGCUGAGCGUUUCAUAUACCCUUGUUGCCUCAGAGAUACAUGUGCGGUAACUGAUCACAAUGCCAGAGGAGAUAGAAUUGGACAAUAUGAACGAGCCUUCCACAAGGUCUUCCAGUUCACAGGAAUCCACCGUGUCCAGGGCCUUCGAUGAGCUUGAUCAGCAGGCUCGAAUGCUGCCAGACUACGAGGACCUGUCGCUUGAAGGUGAUACCGCGCCGACUAUCGUGACGACAAAGCGGUUCAAGAGGUCGUGGGUUAUCGGUGUUGUGAUCGUGUUCAUUCUGGGGUACACGGCGGUGUUACUCAGCUACAGAAACGUCAACUACGAUGCAAGAACCAACUAUUCACUGAACAACACCAGCGCGGCAGAGUCCUUGUCCAGCGUAGGACAAUCGGCAUCUGUCGACUCUGGCACGGAGGUGUCAACCAUUUCAGAACACCUGAUUGAGCAGGAAUCGUCCAGUUCAACUCAACCUGAGGAGUCAACAACCUCACGAACACCAACAGUUACACUGCAAGAGCUCGAUGUUAGAAUCUCGAGAGAAUCAAUACCGAGAAAGGUAUACCACAGUAGAGUGGAUGCAGAGUCUGUGACGUUCUUGCCAGGAGCACGGAUGUCAAAGGCUGAGGAUGAAGGACUCUAUAUCCAAAAGUACGACGACAAGGUUGUGCUACGCAAGAUGGCGGACCCACAGUAUGAGUACGUUCUCUAUCCAGAGGGCACUUUCACGUACAACGGUCUUGAGAACAUUCUACUGAGCGUAGUGUCUAAUAGUGAUGGCCAAUUGCUAUUGUUUGCUUCAGAGGCCGUGGCUAGAUUCAGACACUCAGCAGAAGCGUUCUGGUAUCUCUACGAUGUCAGUACUAAGGAGAUCACUCAGAUAUCAGGGAAGGGCUUGAAUGGCGUGAAGUUACAGCAUUGUUCUUUUUCUCCUAAAGCUCGUUAUGUCACAUUCAUCCAAGAAGGGGACCUCUACAUAUAUGACGUUGUCAAUAAGUCCAACAGGAGAAUCACAAGUGAUGGUGAUGGAUACCAAAUCUUUAACGGUAAGACUGACUGGGUAUACGAGGAGGAGGUCCUAGGUACGGACAACGCACUUUGGUGGAAUCAAGAUGAGACAAGGCUGGCGUUCUUGAAGAUAGACGACACAGAUGUCGAGACCUUACCGUUGGAAAGGUUCAGUUCUGGUGUGUUCCCUACAGUGGAGGACAUCAAGUAUCCUAAACCUGGAGAGGCCAAUCCAAAGCUGACGUUGUUUAUCCAUGAUACGGAGAGAGAUCAGACCGACACCGUGGAUAGAGCGGACUCUAAGCUAGGCGAAGAGUGGAUCUGUUAUGGUGCGUUGUGGAUUGGUGAUUCCUUCAUUAUUCGUGAAAGUGACAGAACAUCAAAGGUGCUCGAUUAUAGAGUCGUUUCGAAAGACGAUGGCUCAUCUAUCAAAUACUCCAUAGACUCGAACGAGUACAACGGGUGGAUAGAAAACUUUAACGAGAUGGUGUUCAUUCCAAAGAACGAGUCCUCUUCACGAGUGAACCAUGGGUUUGUUGAUAUUGUGCAGAGUGAAGGAUACAACCAUCUGGCCUUCUUUCCUGUGGACUCGGUAAGCCCUCGAAUUCUGACCAAGGGUGAUUGGGAGGUUGUUAGCAUUGAGCAUUUUGACGCAGAGGAGGAACUAGUGUACAUUACAGCCAAUAGAGAAUCCCAUUUUGAAAGUCAUAUCUAUGCUGUAAAUGUCAAUACUGGGGAGAUCUUCUCAAUUACAGACAUUUCCAAACCUGGGUUCUUCACAGCAAAUUACUCUCCUAGUGGUAGAUACGUUGUUGCCUCAUACAAGGGUCCCGAGCUUCCAAGAAUGAUAGUAUACGAUACCACAAUCGAGCAUAAGGAAAAGGAGAAGCGUGCAAUUGAUUUCACGGGAUCCAGAACCAGAUAUCAUACGGUGAAAUUGAGUGAUGGAGAAACUGUUGAUGUUAUAGAGGUUGUACCACCAAACUUUGAUGCUUCAAAGGAACAUCCUUUGUUGGUAAAUGUAUAUGGAGGACCUGGCUACAGAAUGCUUCACAGGCAGUUCCACAUGGGAUUUGAGGACACAAUUAGUCAAGCAUUGGAUGCCGUCAUCCUUUUCGUGGAUCCGAGAGGCACAGGAGGUCAAGGAUGGAACUAUAGAUCAUACGCAAAGAGACACAUUGGCCAUUGGGAGCCUCGCGAUGUAACAGAGGUGACGAAGCUCUGGAUUGAAUCGAGAACGUAUAUCAAUCCUGAGAAGACGGCGAUUUGGGGAUGGUCUUAUGGAGGAUUCACCACGCUGAAGACUAUGGAAUAUGACAAGGGACAAGUGUUCAAAUUCGGCAUGGUUGUUGCACCUGUCACCAACUGGCUGAUGUAUGAUUCGAUCUAUACGGAGAGAUACAUGGAUCUGCCAAAGGACAAUUCUGAAGGCUAUAAGGAGGCCAGAAUUAGGGACCUUGAAGCGUUCAAAUCGGUCAAGAGGUUUGUUCUGAUGCAUGGAACAGGCGAUGAUAAUGUGCACAUUCAGAAUACUUACAAACUAUUGGACUUGUUCAACCUACACGCUGUUGUGAAUUUUGAUCUUAUGAUCUACCCAGAUUCCAAUCACAACAUCAACUACCACAACUCAUACGGGGUCUUAAUGAACCGGCUAACUACUUGGUUAAGGGACAAGUUUGAGCUAUAAUGAUCAUAAUAAUACCACUACUGGCUGUGUGCUGUGAGCGUUCU